UAGUAACCGGCGGAUCCGCUGCUGUGUCGACUAGCGCUGGAGAGGCGGAAGGGGCUGAGGGAUUCUGUUAUUAUCGGUAACAGAUAUCCGAGUCCACCUGUGUGUUAGUGCGGACUGGGCGACACGAUAUUGAGGCGGAGAGCCCCUGCUAAAGCGCCGAGAUGUUGAAUAUGUGGAAAGUCAGGGAGUUGGUGGAUAAAGCCACCAAUGUUGUGAUGAACUACUCAGAGAUAGAGUCCAAGGUUCGAGAAGCCACCAAUGACGACCCCUGGGGCCCAUCGGGUCAGCUCAUGGGCGAGAUUGCCAAAUCCACAUUUAUGUACGAGCAGUUCCCUGAAGUUAUGAACAUGCUUUGGACUAGAAUGCUGAAAGACAACAAGAAGAAUUGGAGAAGAGUUUACAAGGCCUUAUUACUAUUAGCAUACCUCAUCAGAAACGGGUCUGAGCGGGUGGUCACCAGCACCAGAGAACAUAUCUACGACCUGCGCUCUUUGGAAAAUUAUCAUUUUGUAGAUGAAAAUGGUAAGGACCAGGGCAUUAACGUACGGCAGAAGGUGAAAGAAAUGGUAGAGUUUGUUCAGGAUGAUGACCGGUUACGUGAGGAGAGGAAGAAAGCCAAGAAGAAUAAAGACAAAUACAUUGGAGUAUCUUCUGACAGCAUGGGAGGCUUCAAACAGAGUAACUCGGGAGAACAGUUUGACCCCGAAUCUAAAAGCAAAUGGGACGAGGACUGGGACAAAAACAAGAGCAGCUUCCUGUUCAGUGAAAAACUUGGGGAGAUAAGUGACAAAAUUGGAAGUACCAUUGAUGACACCAUCAACAAAUUCCGCAAGAAGGAGAGGGAUGACUCGCCAGAUCAUAUCAGUGACAAUGAGGAGGACAGAGUUUCACAGAACGGUCGUCCUGCAAAGUCAGAGUUUAAGGAUGACGAGGAGACCAUAACAAACAAGAGCGUCCAGAUCACACAGACCACAGAUGCAAUCACCUCCACCACCACCUCUUCACGCAAACGCGGCGGAGUCCCAUCUAAAACGGUCGACCUGGGUGCAGCCGCUCAUUACACUGGCAGCAAAAGCAGUCCAGAUGCUGACAACAACAAGACAUCAGUGAGUCAGUCAUCCAGCACAGGGCUUGCAGAUCUGUUGAUGGUGGACUCUGGUUCUGGUCAACCAGUGUCUUCAGGGGGAAACUCAGAUCUGAUUGGUGACUUUGCCGACUUCUCCUCACCUGCUGCCUCUGUCAGUCUCCCAUCAGCUGCUGGUUCGCUGUCUACUGGUAACGGUGAGUUUGGUGACUGGAACGCCUUCUCCACCAGUCCUCCUGCUGUCCCUGCUCCGUCUGUCAUCCCAGAUCUCUUCAGUGAUGUGCCCGCUCCAGCCGCCCCCUUGCCCACAUCCACCCAACCGCCUUCCGCUGACCUCUUUGACCUGAUGUCCCCCAACAACAGCAGCCUCAGCGCAUCCCAAAGCAUGACCUUCAAUGUGUGCCCGCAGAACGCAACCAUGCCUCUGUCCAGAUCACAGACAAUAGGUGGCCCGUUAUUGCCCCAGCAGAUGGGACUGCAAAAGUCAGGUGGGAAGUUAUCAAUGCCUGCCACCUGGUCAGACCCAAGCGUGAACAUCAGCCUGGAUUUCCUGUCUGCAGGCCUGAACCCUCCCAAACCCACACAGCCCACACUCAACACCAUGAUGCAGCAAGGUGUCCAGCCACCAUUGAACAUGGUCGCCCAGAAUUUCGCCGGAAUGACACUGAAUGCCCAGCCCUCGGCGGCCGCUCCCAGACCAGGAGUGAACCCAAUGAUGACCGGGGGGACCAUGGCCAUGGGAAUGCCUCCUACUAUGGCGACGGGCACCAUGGGAAUGGGCUCUGUGAGUAUCGGAGGAAUGCCUAUCAAUCAAGGACUCGUGGGCUUGAAUAUGAUGCCCGCUGGAAUAGGCCUGCAAGGUGCCCUGGGCAUGCCCAGCAUGGGGACUGGCCAGGGCAUGAACCCCGCCAUGCUGCAACCUAAACAAGAUGCCUUUGCAAACUUUGGCAACUUUGGGAAAUGAAGGCUGAAUCACUCCAAGAGGGUUAACGGUCCAAAUACACCUUCUCAAUAGAAGGAGCUGCAUCCAGUAAAAUGGACAAAACUGACAAAACUAGCCUGUGUCAUGAUUCUUCAAUCAUUUGUCCUUAUUCAUUAACAAAUACAGAGAAAAACGCACACAAGAAUUUGCUUUCUUUCAUGUGGGGUUGAUAAUCGAAGGGUGGAUUUUUUUUGUAAAUGGUGCAAAGCAUAUUAUAUACUUUUAAAGGAAAAAAGAUGACUGUGUGAAGUUUGGUACAUUUUUCCCUCACAACAGAAACAUUAGACACACUUUAUUUUUUCCAUCAUGGCCCUGUUCACUUUUCAAAUACAACUGAUUUCAGAAAUUACCUCAUAAUUUACAUUAUUCAUGCUGUGAUUAAAAGGCCGCAAAGGGUUGAUUUGUAAAUAUCUUGGUGUGCAAAAAAUAAAUUAUUUUACUCACUUCUCAGACGGUAUAAGAUGAAACAGUUUACCACAGGUCCUUAAUAUUUACUCAUGUUUUUGUUUUCGGUUUGAAUUGUUACAAUUUGUCAGAUAUAGAGUCACUCCUUAUAUUUCAUUAUCACUCCAGCACCUGUUAUUUAGAUGAAUAUGAUCAACUUUUAAAUUUUUUUUUUUUUUUUAAACAGACUAUAUCUGUAGAUAUAGUUUGAGUACUUUUGUGUAGCAAGCUACCUGACCGUAAUUUGAAGUGUGCCUGCCUGUGAAAUGGCCACCUUUUAAAUGAUACAAAUGUGUGUGAAGGUUAUUAACCAUACUUGAUGAAUCCAAAACUGUCUUAGAGAGGAUGUGUUACACGAAAGGCAAAAUCCAUUACAUUCUUGAAUGAUACGGAUGGGGAUAGUGCUACAUUUCUAGGGGUCUCUUCCCUUGAAUUUGUCAUCUGAAGCCGGACAAAUCAGUGCUUUGGCAGUAGCAGGAGUAGUGUUACACAUGUCUAGUAACUACUUGAAUUGGUAUUUAUAAUGCCUCAUAAUAACAGUCAUAUCCAUUAUAUCCUUUUCUUGCAUGUGUCGAUUUUACAGUUUCAAGCAUUGUUGCGGGUCAGUGUUAAAUUUCUGAAAUGUCUGUCACAGGAUUAUAUGAUGGCUAUGGAAUCAAUGAAGGCAUUGUGAACCCCCAAGUUUACUUGUCACUUUUUUCUUUCUUUUAACAUUUGGUUUUGUCCAUUUUCUCAUAUGCUGCUUUACAAGGGGCCCUCCAUCAGGCACUGAGGCAUUAUGUUCAAAAUGACCAAAUCUUUAUUUUAUUACUGUUUAGAUUUAUUCCAUAGUGGUUUAGUUUCUUAUUUGAAUACUUAACAUUAUACAGAGAGAUCCUGUGCAUAAAUACAUUGUCCUAGACAUGAGUGAAUCGAGUUAACACUUCAUAGUUUAUGCAAAUGUAAAGAGAAACAUGAAAUCGAGCGCCUCUUUCAUUAUAGUUUCUUUUCAGAUUUCAGUUUUUGAUUUUAUUGUACUGAGAAACCUUGUUUGACAUUAAACAAUUUCAUCAAAA
Molecule: messenger RNA, 3565 nt
Organism: Cyprinus carpio (common carp)
Lineage: Eukaryota; Metazoa; Chordata; Actinopteri; Cypriniformes; Cyprinidae
Product: clathrin interactor 1-like
Biological process (GO): endocytosis
Cellular component (GO): plasma membrane; clathrin vesicle coat; endosome
Molecular function (GO): clathrin binding; phospholipid binding
Source: RefSeq, a predicted model, not a curated record